This is a messenger RNA of Arvicola amphibius (Eurasian water vole), 1143 nucleotides long. RefSeq names its product guanylyl cyclase domain containing 1 (gene Gucd1). NCBI's taxonomy places the organism in Eukaryota, Metazoa, Chordata, Mammalia, Rodentia, Cricetidae. The transcript is spliced from 6 exons. The record is from RefSeq and is a predicted model, not a curated record. The coding region runs from base 191 to 910 and encodes 239 amino acids.
GCGUGGCUUGAGGUGGCCUAGCCCCCGCCUAUCGGUCUCCGAACCGCGGAGGCGGCGGCGGCGGCGGCGGCGGCGGCGGCGUUGGCGGCGGCCGAUCUCUCCCUACACUGGCCGCACUUGCUGCCCAUCAGAAGUCGCAGCUGCCAUCAGCUCCAGGCCGGGGCCAUGGGCGCCCUGCGCCACCCGGGUCAUGAGGACGGAGGCAGAGGCAGCGGGGCAGCCGCUCGAGCCCGGGGACUUUGUACAGCUGCCUGUGCCCAUCAUCCAGCAACUAUACCAUUGGGACUGUGGCCUGGCCUGCUCCAGGAUGGUGCUUCAGUACCUGGGCCAGCUAGACGAUGGGGAGUUUGAAAAUGCCCUGCAUGAGCUGCAGCUGACCAGGAGCAUCUGGACCAUCGACCUGGCCUACCUAAUGCGCCACUUUGGUGUGAGACACCGCUUCUGUACCCAGACUCUGGGUGUUGACAAGGGCUACAAGAACCAGUCCUUCUACAGGAAGCACUUUGACACUGAGGAGACCCGGGUGAACCAGCUCUUUGCACAAGCCAAGGCCUGCAAGGUGCGCGUGGAGAAAUGCACAGUGAGUGUGCAGGACAUCCAAGCACACCUGGCGCAGGGCCACGUGGCCAUCGUGUUGGUGAACUCCGGGGUACUGCACUGUGACCUGUGCUCCAGCCCCGUCAAGUAUUGCUGCUUCACUCCCAGUGGCCACCGCUGCUUCUGCCGUACCCCCGACUACCAGGGCCACUUCAUCGUUCUGCGUGGCUACAACAGGGCUACUGGUUGCAUCUUCUAUAACAACCCGGCCUAUGCUGAUCGAAUGUGCAGCACCAGCACCAGUAACUUCGAGGAGGCCAGAACCAGCUAUGGCACAGAUGAGGAUAUCCUCUUUGUCUACCUGGACAGCUGACAGCAGGAGCCUGGCAUGCCAGGCCCUCAGAACCUGAGUCCUACCUGAGCCAGACCCACUCAGGAUUCCUACACCCGGGGUUGCUGGGACUGCUUGACAAAGCCUCUGAGAACUCUGUGACUGCUUUGUCCACCAGUGUCAUUAUGCCACUUAUCCCAAACACCUUCUGUUGCUGGAGACAACCCAAGAGCGUCUAAGGGGAGUAUCUUGGGGAAUAUCUCUCGAGACCUUAA